Chondrus crispus (carragheen) is the source of this 3069-nucleotide messenger RNA. RefSeq lists its product as hypothetical. Gene Ontology annotation, biological process: phospholipid translocation. The transcript has 5 exons. The coding region runs from base 1 to 3069 and encodes 1022 amino acids. Lineage: Eukaryota; Rhodophyta; Florideophyceae; Gigartinales; Gigartinaceae. The record is from RefSeq and is a predicted model, not a curated record. Gene Ontology annotation, molecular function: magnesium ion binding; ATPase-coupled intramembrane lipid carrier activity; ATP binding. Gene Ontology annotation, cellular component: plasma membrane.
AUGCGCAUCCCCUUUUUCUCUUCGGCCCCACCGUCCUCCGCUACGCGCAAAAUCACUCCCCUCACGCGUCUCCUCGAGCACGGUCUCAACGCCGUCAAAACCUCUAAGUACUCGCUCGUCAACCUCCUCCCCCUUGCCAUCUGCGACCAAUUCCGCCGCCUCUCCAACUUCUACUUCCUCAUCGUCUCCAUCGUCUCCUUCGUCCCCAACAUUUCCCCUACCUCCCCCGUCUCCACCACCCUCCCACUCCUUGUCGUCGUCGGCUUCGGCCUCGCCCGCGACCUCUGGGAAGACCUCCAGCGCCGCCGGGAUGACGCCCCCACCCUCGUCGCGGUGGAACAUGCCUUAAGGCCGGCUAGAGACCUCGCCGUCGGCGACGUCGUCCUCGUCUCUCGCGAUGACCCCUUCCCAGCAGAUCUUCUUCUUCUCCAUGCUGCCGCGGCCCCCUUGUGCUACGUUUCCACCGCCAAUCUGGACGGCGAGUCCAACCUCAAGCGCCGUGCUGUCCCGCCGGUUUUGCAAGUUGCCAAGCUUCCACCACUCCACGAAAUCACCGUCACAGUUCCCGCCCCGUCGGAUGACCUGUACGCGUUCUCCGCGGCGAUGCAAGUAGGAGGCGGGCAGCCCACCUCGCUCUCGGUGGAUAAUCUCUUGCUGAGAGGUUCGAUACUGAGGAAUACCCCAUACGUGUAUGGACUCGUCCUGUACAAUGGCCAAGACACCAAACUCGCGAGGAAUAUGCGCAACCCACCGAGCAAGCUUGGUGGCAUUGAACGCAUGAUGAACCGAGUUGUCGUUGGUUUGUUUUCAAUACUCGCCGUCGACAGAUUGCUCUCGGGGUCAUCAGUUGGCUUCCGAUCGCUUGGCACGUAUCUCAUUCUAUUUCAUUCGUUCGUGCCCGUGUCGAUGUUCGUCACCCUCGAGUUUGCCAGGAUCAUCCAAGGCUGGUUUAUCGGCGAGGAUAAGAAGAUGCGGACGAAGGGGGUGUCAGUCAAGAGCAAGUCCAAUAACCUCAAUGAAUCACUCGGAUAUGUCGAGCAUAUCUUUAGUGACAAGACCGGAACGCUCACGGAGAAUGUUAUGCGAUAUGUAGCCUGCAGCGCAGGGGGCAAUGUUUACGACGAGCGCAGAGCGCCAGGGUGUCUUGCGAGCGCAAUCAGAGACGGUGCGGAGGAAGUGCGCAACUUCGUACUGGCAAUGGCGGUGUCGCAUGAUGUCGUUCCUGAGGUGGACGAGGCAGAAGGGAGCGUGAGCGUGCCAGACGAUGGGCUGCGGGGAAUGCCGGACUUUCAGGGCGAAAGCCCUGAUGAAGUCGCGCUGGUUGAGGCAGCGUUCGCAGCGGGGAUAGAACUCCAGGGGAGAACGGCCGAUACGCUUGUCGUGAAGGAGUCGUGGGCUGAAACGGCGAGCACGUAUACGAUCCUGGCAAAUCUGGCGUUCACAUCAGAAAGGAAGCGGAUGAGCACUGUGUUGCGCUGUCCGGACGGGCUGAUCCGGAUUUUCACGAAGGGGGCCGAUAUGGUCAUGCUGGAUUUACUUUCGCGCAGUCCAGCUUUUGUGAGCCUCAGUCGAGAUACAGAUAGCUUUUCCAAAGAGGGUCUGCGAACACUGGUGUUCGGGUCUCGUGUUAUUUCGGAGAAUGAGUACGAGCAGUGGAAGUCCUACUAUGCAGAGGCGACAACAGCGAUAGAGGACAGAGUGGAAAGGGAGGCCGAAGUGGCGGCUAUGAUCGAAAAGGAUUUGGACUUCGUCGGGGUGAGUGCCGUCGAGGACAAGUUGCAAGAAAACGUGGCCGAUACUGUCCAGUUUCUUCGAGAGGCAGGAAUGAGAUUCUGGGUUUUGACGGGAGAUAAGAGGGAAACCGCUGAGAAUAUUGGAUAUUCAUCUAAUAGAGACAACGCCCAGUCCAACCCUCGUGCUCACCAUCGCCGUCGUUCAAGCCUUGCCAGCGGCAAUUUAAUUGCGGCCUUGACCCUGCGAUCCAUUGAUCAUGGUGUAGAAUUUGAAAUGGGAAUGGUUAUUGACGGUGAAACUCUUGGCUUUAUUGAAGGUCAGGAGCUUGAGGAACUGUUCUUGGAGGUUGCAGACCUUUGCAAAACAGUGAUUUGUGCAAGGGUGACUCCGAUCCAAAAGGCAAAGGUUGUCAAGCUUGUCCGCACGUAUGACCACUCAAGCACGCUUGCGAUUGGUGAUGGUGGCAACGAUGUUUCAAUGAUCCAAGAGGCACAUAUUGGAGUUGGCAUAAAAGGCAAGGAAGGAUCUCAAGCGGCUCGGGCCGCGGACUACUCGAUGGGAGAAUUUCAGCACUUACGGCGACUUCUUGCGGUGCACGGGCGAUUUUCUUACAUCAGAACUGCGGGGAUUAUCAACCUUUCGUUUUACAAAAACAUUUUCUUCACUACUACGCAGAUUAUGUUUCAGUUUUUCUGUUUUGCAUCUGGCACAACAUUUCACAACCAAUGGAUUGUCACAGCCUGGAACAGUAUGUUAACACUUGCUCCGCCAUUCUUGUUUGGUAUUUUUGAACGAGAUUUGGAAGAAGACACCGUGAUGCGAUUUCCGUCGGUUUACUCUUCAAAUCGCAACCAUCGUCUUUUCAGCAUGAGAACUGUGCUAGAGUUUACUAUUGCCUACAGUAUUUGGCAUGCAACUGUCGUCUUCUUCAUGACAUACUUCUACUUUGGACGAGUAGAACCCAUCGUGUUUUCGAAUGGACAUGAUGCAGGAUUUCGCCUGGUUGGAUUGGCAGUAUCAACCAUGGCAGUUCCUAUUGCGCUAUCAAAGUUUUUGUUGAGCAGUCACUUAUGGACCGCGGCAGUACUUAUUGGUUGUGGUGUUUCGUUUGGUUUAUUGUGGGCUCUUAUCCCAGUAUUUACUAGCCUGGCUCAUGAAUAUGCACUAGAAGGGGUCCUUGCCAAGCUUUUUUCAAGCCCAACCUACCACUUGCUAUGGCCGAUCGUCUUUGCUACUGUUUUUCUACCCGAUUUUUUCGUGAUCAUGAUUCGGAUGAAUCGCAAAGCAAAUAUGAACUCGGUAGCUGCCGAGGAGCUUAGGAUUUUCAAAAGAUGA